AUGGAAUUACCGACCAAGAAAUCGGAAUAUUCCGGCGGCGGCGGAGGCGAUAUAAUCCGGUACCGAAUCAGGACAGAAAAGAUAUCUUACAAACUACCUAGCCGAGUUCGAGAGAAAUACGGUUGGUUGUUGCAAAGAGAAGUGACACCAACAACAUACAUUUUGAAGAACAUAACUUGUGAGGCCAAAGCAGGGGAGAUCUCUGCCAUUGCCGGGCCAAGCGGGGCGGGGAAGACGACGUUGCUUGAAAUACUCGCCGGAAUGAUCCCGUUAAAGAGUGUCACCGGCCAUGUUCUUGUGAAUGAUCAGCCAAUGAAUGCCAAGAACUUCAGGAGGGUUUCGGGUUAUGUCACACAAGAUGAAGCUCUUUUCCCUCUUCUAACUGUUGAAGAGACUCUCAUGUAUAGCGCUCGUUUGAGAAUGCACGGUGGAGUUGACAAGGCAAUGAGCAGAGUGAGAGAGCUUCUAAAAGAGCUUGGAUUGGAACAUGUUGGCAAUACAAGAAUCGGCAGCGAAUCGAACCGGGGAAUAUCCGGCGGAGAGAAACGGAGAGUUUCUAUAGGAGUUGAUCUUGUUCAUGACCCUGCAGUGCUUUUGUUGGAUGAACCAACUUCAGGUUUGGACUCUGCCUCGGCUCUUCAUGUAGCUUUGUUGCUGAAAUCCAUGGCUAGUAAGCAAGGUAAGACUAUCUUGCUGACAAUUCACCAACCGGGUUUUCGAAUUCUUCAGCUGUUUGAUCAGAUUUUGCUGUUAUCAAAUGGAAAUCUUCUUCACCAUGGAUCACUAAACCAGUUGGAGAGUAGGCUUGGUUAUGCGGGUUAUUCGAUUCCUCGCCAUGUCAAUGUUCUUGAGUUUGCCAUUGAGGUGACAGAAGCUUUGGUGAUAAGUGUUGAAGAAAGUGAGGUUGAGGAUAAUAGUGAGCUAGAAGAACAAUGUGGAUUGCUCAGAAAAAAUCCAAUCCCAAGUAAAGAAAACAAAGUUUUGUAUGCAAAUCCUCCACUUAAGGAGGUUUUGAUUCUCACUCAAAGAUUCUCAAAAAACAUUUGUAGAACCAAACAGCUCUUUGCCGCGAGAAUAAUUCAAGCAUUAUUUGCAGGCUUUGUGCUUGGUACUAUUUUCAUGAAAUCUACUCAUGAUGAUGAUCUGAGAAGGUUCGUAUUCCAUACGCAAAUCGGGUUCUUCGCUUUCAGCCUCACUUUCUUGCUUUCUUCCACAACAGAAGGCUUGCCAAUUUACCUGCAAGAGAGGAGAAUCUUGAUGAGAGAAACUUCAAGAGGGGCUUAUAGAGUGUCUUCUUAUGUGAUCUCGAACACAUUGGUGUUCCUUCCUUUCCUUCUCAUCGUCGCUUUUCUUUACACCACGCCGGUGUACUGGCUCGUCGGAUUGAGAAGGGAAUUCGAUGGAUUCCUCUACUUCUCACUCGUGGUUUGGAUGGUGAUUUUGAUGUCAAACUCUUAUGUGGCUUGCUUUAGUGCUCUUGUGCCCAACUUCAUCUCUGGAACGACCCUAGUCGCGGGGCUUAUGGGAUCUUUCUUUCUCUUUUCGGGGUAUUUCAUAUCUAAAGAAGACAUACCAAGGUACUGGAUUUUCAUGCAUUACUUAAGUUUGUUUAAGUACCCUUUUGAGUGCUUUAUAAUAAACGAGUAUGGAGGAGAGAAGGGCAGGCAUAGAUGCUUGGCGAGUCUCGGAGGCCAAUGUGUUUUGUAUGGAGACGAGUUUUUGGUGCAAAAAGGACUGAAACAAUCUCAGAAAUGGAGUAAUCUGGGUGUGAUGUUGGGAUUCAUACUUGGAUACAGAAUCCUUUGUUUUCUAAUUUUGUGGUGCAGAACUAACAGAACCAGAAGUUAG
Molecule: messenger RNA, 1848 nt
Organism: Morus notabilis
Lineage: Eukaryota; Viridiplantae; Streptophyta; Magnoliopsida; Rosales; Moraceae
Product: ABC transporter G family member 10
Exons: 1
Coding region: 1-1848 (615 amino acids)
Cellular component (GO): membrane
Molecular function (GO): ABC-type transporter activity; ATP hydrolysis activity; ATP binding
Source: RefSeq, a predicted model, not a curated record